Molecule: messenger RNA, 1193 nt
Organism: Daphnia pulicaria
Lineage: Eukaryota; Metazoa; Arthropoda; Branchiopoda; Diplostraca; Daphniidae
Exons: 4
Coding region: 331-1167 (278 amino acids)
Molecular function (GO): protein binding
Source: RefSeq, a predicted model, not a curated record
UUACUGACUCAAAUUGAACUUAUUUUAUUUUGCGUUUUUUACGUUUUAUAAUCGUAUUUCAAAAAGAGAAUUGACAAUUACUGCAGGUGAAGGAAAGUUUAAAUUUAAUUGAAGUGAAAUUGUCCAUUGACGAGUGCACAUUGACGAGUGCUCCGAUCGUGAUUCGCAUUAGCAAUCGUUUGAUUAACUCAAUAACAACUGGAUUAAAAGGCUCCCUGGAUAUUGAUUUGUCUGGCCACAGUUCCAUUUCUAAAGAAGAUUCAGAUAAAUUUUUACCAGGAAACCAAAGAUCACGUUGAGUGGAAUGGAGAAAAAUUCGUACCCAAACCCAUGCACUUGAGCAAAAUCAAUCUAGCCAAUUUCCGUGACACUCAGUUACUUCAAGACAAAGUAGUGCGCGUAAAAUAUACGACCGCCAUUCUGUCAACGCCCAUCAAUUUUUUCCAACAAGAAAAAUUGACCCCAUCCCAUGAAUGGCAAAAAUUGAAGAACACCGUCGAAGAUUUGAAAAAAGAAAUUUACGAAAGAAAAAACGAAAUAAUAGACAUUGGUAAAAUACCAACCUCAUGUGAAGAUUUGCAGAGAAUGGGGCAUAAAAUCAGCGGAAUAUUUCUUGUUAAGGGAUCGAUAAAGUUUGAAGCUGUUUAUUGCGACUUUUCCCCAAGCGAAAAUGAUUUACAAACCUGGAUUGGAUAUGUCGACAUAAAAUCCUUACCCGUCCAUUUCUACGUUACCAGAUACGAUUCGUUCAGCACCAAAUCAGUUCCGAUUCCGUUCCAGCGUGAAGUUAUCAACUCCGGAAAUGCAAUGGAUUCCACAUCGGGAGUAUUCAAGUCCCGGCGAUCGGGAACGUAUUUUUUCUCCUUCACUGGACUGGCUAAUUUUCCAGCUUCACCUUCCCCUGCUUAUUUAGGCGUUCAACUUUAUUUGAAUGGUGGUGACGAAAUUGCAGAGGGUCGGACUGAAGAGGCUCACAUCGUCGCUGAUUUAAAGAGUCAACUGACCCUACAGUUGACGCUGAAUUUGAAAAAAGGCGAUAAAGUUUGGCUACAAAUUUGUUGCAUGUCACCAGGAGUGUCUCUGUAUGACGAUAGUGCUCACUUCACUCAUUUCACUGGAAUCUUAUUGGAGGAAGAAUUUGUUCAGAAAAUAUUGUCUAAUUCUUAACAAAUGUAAAUUUUCCAUCAAAAGUU